Aspergillus tanneri is the source of this 1164-nucleotide messenger RNA. Its product is annotated as NAD(P)/FAD-dependent oxidoreductase. The record is from RefSeq and is a predicted model, not a curated record. The coding region runs from base 1 to 1164 and encodes 387 amino acids. Gene Ontology annotation, cellular component: cytoplasm; late endosome. NCBI's taxonomy places the organism in Eukaryota, Fungi, Ascomycota, Eurotiomycetes, Eurotiales, Aspergillaceae. Gene Ontology annotation, biological process: retrograde transport, endosome to Golgi. Gene Ontology annotation, molecular function: oxidoreductase activity. The transcript has 3 exons.
AUGGCGCCCACUAGCCCACGCCGUGAAAUUGUAAUAGUUGGGGGCGUGACUCUCAUUGAGGCGUCCGAGAUUGCAGGGGGGGCGUCAGGCAAAGCUGGCGGCCUUCUAGCAUUAUGGGCAUAUCCUAGCGAUAUUGUACCAUUAAGCUAUAAACUGCAUGCUGAACUGGCCAAAGAGCAUGGGGGAAAAUAUCGAUGGGGAUACAGAGAAGUCUCUUGCGGGCAGCUCAUCGCAAGAGGUCGUCCACUAAGUGAAAAGAAGGAAGCGGCCGAAGGGGAAUCUGGGAGUUUGGUGUCACUACAAAAGCGGAAUGCUGCCGCUAAGGCUCAACGGACAAUCCCCACAGCUCUACCAGAUCUUGAUUGGAUUGAACGGGACCUGAUGAGAGGAUACGACAGUAUGAGCGAGCCUGGAGAGACUGCUCAAGUUCACCCGUACCUCUUUACUACAUCCAUCGCGAAACUUGCCGAAGAGAAGGGCGCGAAUAUCACCUUUGGAUCAGUCUCAGGGAUCGGCUAUGCUGGAGAUGCCGUCCAGUCGGUUACCUACACGGACAAAGCAUCAGGCGAAUCACGCACGAUUCCCGCCACAGACGUGGUAGUUGCGGCCGGCCCGUGGACAAGAUCGGUUUUACCAGAAGCUCCUAUCUCGGCAACGCGUGCCCAUAGCGUCGUGAUUCGACCUACGAGACCAGUCAGUGCUUAUGCUUUGUUCACCAAUAUAGAAAUACCCACCAAUUUCGACCCAUCAAAACACUCCCACCCAACAGUUGCGAGACCGGAAAUUUAUGCUCGUCCUGACAAUACGGUAUAUACCUGUGGUGAAGGUGAUCACGUUGUACCACUCCCAGAGACGGCUGCCGAUGUCGAGGUUGAUCAAGCGCGAUGCCAGGAUAUCAUCGACCACGUUGGUAGUAUCUCCGAUGAGCUACGUGAUGGCCAGGUCUUAACACGUCAAGCUUGUUAUUUACCCAACGUGGAAGCCGUACGCGGAGGGCCAUUAGUCGGUCAUGCUGGAACCAAGGGAUUGUAUAUUGCUGCAGGUCACACCUGUUGGGGUAUUCAAAAUGCCCCGGGCACUGGCAAGCUGAUUAGCGAAUUUGUGUUUGAUGGAGCGGCCAAGAGCGCAGAUAUUGAGUCCCUUGAUCCCAGAAACUAUCUUUAG